This is a messenger RNA of Arthroderma uncinatum, 1926 nucleotides long. RefSeq lists its product as uncharacterized. The record is from RefSeq and is a predicted model, not a curated record. Lineage: Eukaryota; Fungi; Ascomycota; Eurotiomycetes; Onygenales; Arthrodermataceae. The coding region runs from base 1 to 1926 and encodes 641 amino acids. The transcript has 2 exons.
AUGACCUCCUUCCAGGAAGCUAGGGCAGCAGUCGAGGAGCCAUGCCUUGCGAAACUUGUCCAUUGGAGAGGCGACGAUGAGAAUGGCGCAACAGUGCUUGAAGACGUAUUUCGAGAAGUCAUCGUUAUAUCUGACGAUGAAGAUGAUGACCGAGAUAACGACGAGGAGGAGGCAGAAGUACCAGCCCCAUAUGAGGAUCGCAGACAGAAUAUGGAGCCGAUGUCAAGCAAUGCCGCCAGAGGAGAGGCUCAACACAAUUAUGGAGCCCCACGGGAAAACUAUCCUUUUAAUCCGGCUGGCGCCCGCCAAAUCACUGGACGAGACCCUUCUGCUGCCAAUUUUGUUGCUGUUGAGCCUCCCAAGCAGUAUACAGAACGGAGGAACCAUGACCACCGGGGAUUUAGGAGAUACGAGGCGUGGGAUCGAGCAAGGACCCGGUAUAGCAACCUUGUAAACAGUGGUUCUUUUGUACCCGCCGCACUAGAGCCUAGAGAGCAAUACUCUCCACGUUACUCUCGUGUUGAACCGCGGUCUGCGUUCCCGGAUGUUGGAGGGCAUCAUGUUCAGUUGUCACCAACUAGAGAACGUGCGGUGACAACACGACCUACUGAUCAUAUCAGGAGAGAAGUCAUUGCAGAUUAUGCGCAACCGAUAGGCAGUUAUACGUCAGCAGGAUUUACUGCGCCGCAAGAAAGAGAGCCGCUGCAGAGAUAUCAUCGCCCCGCGGACCAUGCUUCUUUUCCUCCUGCCUUUGAAAGAACUCAGCAGGCCUAUGUUUCCCGACAAAGCCCAGUUCCUUCUAAUCUACAUAGGGCAAGCCAGCUCGAGUCUAGGCGCAGCUAUCCUCCAUCUGAGGAUACAAGGUAUGGGCUGGUUCAUCAUGAACAUCCCCAACCCCGACAGGGGCCUACUAACGAAGCCCGUGACUAUCCCAUCCUUCCAUCGAUCGAGAGUCCGAUGGCACCGGCUAGCCGACCAGAGAGACAAGAAGAAUAUGACACACGAAUGCAAAGCCCGAUGGUGAUAUCAGGCCAGCCAGUAUCCAGGACCAUGAGACCCCUUGGCCCUGGGCCACCCCCUCAACCAGAUAGGACGGUGCAAACUCCGCAUCCAAGGACGGAGAGGCACUGGGAUGAUCCAGGAUACACCCGUGCGAUUGAACCGUCGCAGAGACCUUACAGUCACUCUGGCCUGUACCAAAACGAGUUUUCUCCGCCCGUCGCCAGUCAGGCCCAGCCGCUGCGACGCGCAGAGACACUCGCACGCCCGGCCCCGGGACAGCGAAUAGUCAGAGUGUCGCAGCAGAGCGGCGGCUUCAAGGACUAUCCUCGCCACGUGACGGAGAGCUGGGAGCGAGGUGUAUCACAUCAAGCCAUAGCUAACCAAGGUGAUACCAGGAGAGUGGCUUCGCGGUAUCCCUACCCCGACAACCCAGCGAUUGUCAUACGGCAUAGACAUAGCAUGAACUCUCGCCUGGUUGCCUAUCCUGACGAUCCACCCACGGCUGCCGGUAACCGCUUGACGCAGGUUCGCCUAUAUGAUCGACCCGUCGAAACGCGUCCUCUUAUGGUAAGCCGCAAUCUCUUUCUUGUUGCCUCAGGACCUCAUGAUCUAGACCUCAAUGCUCAUACGUAUAUGACACAGCCUGGCGAAGCUCGAUACUCUACACAACCUCUCCAGCAGCACCACAGCAGCAACUACAGCUCAGAAACAGCAGAUAUGCGCUACUCCUACGUGGCGAGCGAUCGUCCACCCCCAGGCACAUAUCCCAGUGCCGCCUCUGCCUUCCACACCUACAGAUCACCUCCACCGCAAGUACGCACCUCCGAAUCUACUCCUACCAUUUCCCACCCUGUUGCACCUCAUCAACUCGACCCAGCACAUAGCUACGUCCAAGGACAGCCAUACACCAGAGAGUACCUGUAG